This is a messenger RNA of Oryza brachyantha (malo sina), 1672 nucleotides long. RefSeq names its product probable protein phosphatase 2C 34. The record is from RefSeq and is a predicted model, not a curated record. Gene Ontology annotation, biological process: protein dephosphorylation. Gene Ontology annotation, molecular function: protein serine/threonine phosphatase activity; cation binding. Bases 194 to 1336 code for a protein of 380 amino acids. The transcript is spliced from 4 exons. Lineage: Eukaryota; Viridiplantae; Streptophyta; Magnoliopsida; Poales; Poaceae.
CUCACGCGCUUUCCCCCCACUCUCUCUCUGCAUAAACCUAACCUCCCUCUCCUCCAAAUCAAAUCUCAAAUUCCAUUUUUUUUUUGUCUUCUUUUUCCUCCUCCCAAUCGCCCACAGGGAUUGGAUUGGUCGGUCUUGGGUCGACGGAGACGAGGAGGGAGGUGGUUCGAUUGGAGGUUGGGGACGGGAGGAGAUGUUGAGGGCGAUGGCGAGGUGCUGCGGGCACUGGCCGCCGGGGGCGGCGGCGGCGGACGGCAUGCUGUGGCAGACGGAGCUGCGGCCGCACGCGGCGGGGGAGUUCUCGAUGGCGGCGGCGCAGGCGAACCUGGCUAUGGAGGACCAGGCCCAGGUGCUGGCCUCCCCGGGCGCCACGCUUGUCGGCGUGUAUGAUGGGCACGGCGGAGCCGAUGCCUCGCGGUUCCUCCGGUCUCGCCUCUUCCCCCAUGUCCAACGCUUCGAGAAGGAGCAGGGCGGCAUGAGCACCGAGGUGAUCCGGAGGGCAUUCGGCGCGGCGGAGGAGGAGUUUCUGCAGCAGGUCAGGCAGGCUUGGCCGCAGCGGCCGCGGAUGGCGGCCGUGGGCUCCUGCUGCCUGCUCGGGGCCAUCUCCGGAGACACGCUCUACGUGGCCAACCUCGGCGACUCCCGCGCCGUGCUCGGCCGUCGCGUGGUCGGGGGCGCGGUGGCCGUCGCCGAGCGGCUCACUGACGAGCAUAACGCGGCGUCGGAGGAGGUCCGACGGGAGCUCGCCGCGCUCAACCCAGACGAUGGGCAGAUCGUGGUGCACGCCAGGGGUGCGUGGAGGGUGAAGGGGAUUAUUCAGGUCUCGAGAUCCAUUGGUGACGUUUACUUGAAGAAACCAGAGUAUAGCAUGGAUCCCUUGUUUCGGAAUAUUGGUCCCCCAAUUCCUUUGAAGCGGCCAGCUCUUAGCGCAGAACCAUCGAUUCAAGUUCGCAAGCUGAAACCAAAUGACCUGUUUCUGAUAUUUGCUUCCGAUGGUCUCUGGGAGCAUCUCAGCGAUGACGCUGCGGUGCAGAUCGUCUUCAAGAAUCCAAGAACAGGAAUAGCAAACAGAUUGGUGAAGGCUGCCUUGAAGGAAGCCACGAGGAAGAGGGAGGUCAGCUUCCGUGAUCUGAAGACGAUAGAGAAGGGAGUGAGGCGCCAUUUCCACGACGACAUCAGCGUCAUCGUCGUCUACCUCGAUCGCCACCGCGGUCGCCGUCACACCAGGGUCGUCGACUCGAGCAGCAACUGCACCAGCGCCCCCGUCGACAUCUUCUCCUCCAACUCCGGCCAGUACGUGGAGACUCUGCAAGGUCGCCGGGGCUCCGGUUGGUAGGAAGAAGACUGGGAGAGUCGGCCUCCCUGCAAAAGAUCAAGACCGUUUCUUUGUUAAUUAUAGUAAACAUGUAGAGCUGCUGAUCAGUAACACUAGAUGCAGUAGCAUCACCGGAAAAAAGCGGGAAUGUACAUAAAUAGUCUCAGCGCGUGGCAUUUUGAUGUGGGAGAAGAUCAUUUGAUUUUUCUUUUUCCUUUUCGGGGGCUAAUUUAACUGCAGAGAUUAUUUUUGCUGUUCUUCUUUGUUUUUUACUUCUGCUGAACCAGCGGUUAACUGUUGACUCUUGAAUUACCGCAUUAGGUGCGGGUAAGGCAAUAUUAGCGGUGUAUUAUACUG